Medicago truncatula (barrel medic) is the source of this 1918-nucleotide messenger RNA. RefSeq names its product protein MID1-COMPLEMENTING ACTIVITY 1. Gene Ontology annotation, biological process: cell surface receptor signaling pathway. The coding region runs from base 394 to 1644 and encodes 416 amino acids. The record is from RefSeq and is a predicted model, not a curated record. The transcript has 9 exons. NCBI's taxonomy places the organism in Eukaryota, Viridiplantae, Streptophyta, Magnoliopsida, Fabales, Fabaceae.
GAAGAAAGAGAGAGAGAGUGAACAAACACAAACACACACAAAAACAAAACAAAGAGUAGAGUGGUGAUUCACAGCAACAAUAAACUGCACCUUCUCGCAAAGCAAUGUCUGUCAUCACCUGAAUUCUAUGCUUUUUCACGUUCCCUUCUUCAAUUUCGUGCAAGUAAUAACUUUCACUACUUAACAAAAAACUAAAUUCAACUGCAUUUUGUAUAUUCGAUGCUAAAUUCUUCAUUUCUUUUGUUUUCAAGAUCUUAGAGGAUAAUGCUAUUUCUGGAAAAUAUUUUUCAGAUGAAUGCUUGAUCCAGCUUCAAAUCUUCCAUUCUUAACAUUUUUUCUGCAUACUGUUACUUGCUUAAUCAAAGCUUGAUUUUAGGUUGAUUAUCAGAGAAGAUGGCGUCGUGGGACCAUAUGGGGGAUUUUGCAAAUAUAGCGCAAUUGACUGGUGUUGAUGCUGUGAAGUUGAUUGGUAUGAUUGUGAAAGCUGCAAGUACUGCAAGGAUGCAUAAGAAAAACUGCAGACAAUUUGCAAUGCAUUUGAAGUUGAUCGGGAACUUGUUGGAGCAGCUCAAGAUAUCUGAGCUGAAGAGGUACCCGGAAACUAGGGAGCCUCUGGAGCAGCUUGAAGAUGCACUCAGAAGGUCUUAUAUGUUGGUUCAUAGUUGUCAAGAUCGGAGUUACCUGUAUUUGUUGGCAAUGGGAUGGAAUAUUGUUUAUCAGUUCAGGAAGGCUCAAAAUGAAAUCGAUAGAUACCUACGUCUUGUUCCUCUUAUCACUCUUGUGGACAAUGCUCGAGUCAGGGAGAGACUUGAGGUUAUUGAACAUGAUCAGCGGGAAUACACAUUAGACGAUGAGGACCAACAGGCGCACACAGUUAUUUUAAAACCUGAUCCUGACAAGGAGGAUACUGCAGUGCUGAAGAAAACUCUCUCCUGUUCUUACCCCAACUGUACUUUCCCGGAAGCGAUUAAAAAAGAAAAGGAAAAGCUUAACCUAGAGCUACAAAGGUCACAAGCAAAUUUGGAUAUGAAUCAAUGUGAAGUCAUUCAACGUUUAUUAGAGGUCACCAAAGUAGCAGAGUAUUCUCUUCCGGACAAGUGUUCACCUGAAAAAAGUCAUAAGAAAGAGAAUUACAGUUACUCUGAUUCCAAUGAUGACAAGGUUCAUUCAUCUGAUGAAAAAUACCAUACGAAAGUGGAUACUCUUUCACAAUCAAGAUAUUCUGUUUCCCAAAAGGAUGUGAUGUCAACCGGAGGUUCAUAUCAGCAGGAAGAUUGGCACACUGAUCUACUUGCUUGUUGUUCCGAACCUUCUCUUUGUAUGAAGACAUUCUUCUAUCCUUGUGGAACAUUUUCAAAGAUUGCUACAGUUGUAAAAAACAGGCCCAUGUCCUCUGCAGAAGCAUGUAAUGAAUUGAUGGCAUAUUCAUUAAUUUUGUCCUGUUGUUGCUAUACUUGUUGCAUUAGGAGAAAGCUUCGGAAGAUGUUAAACAUCACAGGGGGCUUUGUUGAUGAUUUUCUCUCUCAUUUGAUGUGUUGCUGUUGUGCCCUUGUACAAGAAUGGAGAGAAGUGGAGAUCCGUGGGGUUAGUGGUGCUGAUAAGACCAAAACAAGCCCUCCACCUAUCCAGUACAUGGAAUCUUAAGUAACAAAUGACAAUGUCAUUUAGUUCUUUAGGGAUUCAAGGGUCCCUAAAGACAUUAUGUAGAGGCUACUGGAAUUCUAACUUGAAGGCAAGAACCAUGUAUUUUGAUUCUCACUGUAUCUUGCCUCUUUUAAAUUAUGUAUGUAUAGUAAUUCUAUGGUGUUGUAUUGUACUCGAAAAAAGUAGCUUCUAGUUUUAUCGGGUGUAUCAUUAAUAUUUUGUUUUCAUGGUUUACUAUAGUUUGAGUUAAUUUAUUGGCAUAUUAUGUUGAUAA